GAGACUUGGGGUGGGGUUCCUCACCGCCUCACCUGAGGGAAGCCGCUCAGUCCUUCCCGGGCAGCGGCAGAGAGCGGGUGUCAGGCGGACGACGAAGCCAUGUCGGCCCCAGGCUCUCCGUCGUCUCUGGGGCCCCGCUGGGCCCCGACCCACGUCCAGGUGACGGUGCUCCAGGCGCGGGGGCUUCGCUCCAAGGCCAAGGGCGGCGGCGGCGGCGGCAGCGGGAGCGACGCUUACGCGGUGAUGGCGCUGGGCAAGGAGAAGUUCGCCACGUCGGUGGCCGAGCGCUGCCUGGGCUCUCCCGUGUGGCGGGAGGAGGCCACCUUCGAGCUGCCGCCGCCGCCCCGGAGGAGCCUGUCGGCGGGGGGGCCUCCGCUCUCGGCCGGGCCCACGGCCGUGCUGCAGCUCACCGUCCUCCACCGCGCCCUGCUCGGCCUCGACAAGUUCCUGGGCCGCGCCGAGAUCAGCCUGGCCGAGCUGCACUCCGAGGGCGGCCGCCGAAGCACACGAUGGUACAAGCUUCACUCCAAACCAGGAAAGAAGGAAAAAGAGAGAGGUGAGAUUGAGGUGGAUAUCCAAUUCAUGAGGAGCAACAUGACAGCCAGCAUGUUUGAUCUGUCCAUGAAAGAUAAGUCACGGACACCAUUUGGCAAGCUGAAAGACAAGCUAAAGGGGAAACGAGGCAAUGGAUUGCCAGACACAGCUUCAGCUAUUGUUCCUAGCAUUAGUCACUCUCCAGCUGACAGUGAGGAAGAGUCAAAUGAGAAAGAAAAGAAAAAAUCAAAGUUCAAGACCUUAUUCUCCAAACCUGGUUUACAGAAAAGCAACCUCUCUCAGUCCAUGUCUGUGUUACCUUCUCUCCAACCGGUUACAGAGAGAGUUCGACUUAAUCCCAGUGACUUUUCAUCGCGGUGGAGUGAUAGUGAUGAUGACACUUUAACUCCUGUUUCAGAGAAACCCUCCACAAAUGAAGAUAACCUGCUUUAUCCACCUUCCACCAAGUCUCAUAAGAGAACAAGUAGUGCAGAUAACAAGCAACUAAGCCAAAUCUCCUCCAGUAACACCAAGAAGGAUGUACAUUCUUUAUUUGGUGGACUGAAGUCCAAAAGUGACCCCACUUCCCGGUCCAAUGUGUGUAUCAAUGGCAGUCAUGUUUACAUGGAGGAGCGUGACCCCAAAAGUGAUACUCUUCCAAAAGACAGCACUCUAUCUUCCCCUCAGAUAUCCCAGCGAAAACGGCUCUUUUUGUCCCAGGAGAACUUAUCUUCUGAACCCAGUAAGGAACCUGAAAUGACAGGAAGACUACCUUCUGACAAAGGACCACCAGGGUCUUCUUCACUGGAGUCCUUUAAAGCCAUGACUCUACCAUCAUACAAGUUGCUGAGUGCUGGGGAUAUGCCAGAAAGCAACACUCCAGUUAUUUCAGACACUCCAAAAGAGACCAAAGAGAACAAAAAGCAGGAGAACAAGAAAUCUGGCUUGCUGUCUCUUAUGACAGGGAAAAAAGAAGCUAAAGUUAGUGAGGAAGUAGAGAGCAACGCAGACACCACUCCGAAGGUGAAGGAAGUAAAACGUAAUGAAAAAGAGUUGGCCAAGAAAGAAGCAAAUCCUUUUGAAGUCCCUGUGGAUAACAGAAGAGGUCAUAGCUCAGAUAAGAGCAACACUGCGGAUCUCCGAAUCACAAAGACAUCCUUGAACCCUUUUGACGAAAACAUCUCAGCAGAAGAGAAGCCAGAAAAAAACUCAGCUUCUGUGAAACCAUCUCAGACCAAACCCGUCAAGCCCAGACUUCAUCCUGUGAAACCAAUGCAUACUACAACAAGCAAAUCAUCUGCAAAAAACCAGAGCAUAACAUCAAAGAUCUUGGAUAACCAAAAUGAAGCCGACAUAAAGAAAUAUGAUCCUUCAGAUCCCGCCUACGCUUAUGGCCAGCUGACACACAGCGAGCUGAUCCAGCUGGUCUUGAAGCAGAAAGAUGUGAUUGCAAAGCGAGAUCAGCAGGUGCGGGAGCUGGAAGACUACAUUGAUAACUUGCUUGUCAGAGUGAUGGAGGAAACCCCGAACAUUCUUCGAGCUCAAGCUCAUGUGAAUAAGAAAGCUGGAAAGAUGUGAAGGAACCAGUUUCACCUAAUCAGUGGCUUUCUUACUCAAACUUUGGAAGUAGUGAAUGUGGAAAAGCUGCUUGUACCGAAACAGAUUAUUAUUUACUUGUGUUAGGAUAGAGUUGACUUACCUUGGAGACUGCCUUACAUAAUCUACAAAGUCAAUAGUGUUAAAAAAACACCUUUUACCUUUUAGUACACUGUACAUGUUUUGCUGCUCCGCAGGUGAAAGGCCUGAAAUUAUGGGACUGUGGAAGGAGUUGUGAGCCAGAUUUUAUCUGUGAAUAAGCUCCAAGGGGCACAUUUUUAAGGGUUUAGUCGAAAAUUAACACUUCUCCGUAGUUUUUCAACUUCUGAUUUCUUGACUCUUUUAGGAUAUUAAGUUUUAGUGCAAUAUAAGCAAUCAUAUUUACAUUAGAUAUACUGGAUGAAUAAAUAUUUAUGAAGUACCUUGUUUGGAUUUGAGUUCCUGGGAAAUAAGCACUUCCACCUGAAAGCUGGUUGCCUCUCUGCAUACAAGCAGCCCAGUCCAUUAGGAAUUUCUGUUUUUCUAGCUCCACUGAAUCAGUAAUUAUUAAGAAAACAGCUCAUUCAUUUGGGUGGGGCUUAAGCUGUGCAGGUUUCCUGCCAAUUGUGCAAAAUUGCCUGCAUUUGCCUUUGGGAAGUGAGGAAGAUCCAUAGUUAAGAAAUAAAAAGUGAUGGUGGUUGUGCGAGCAAACCCUGCUGGAGUGCCGUGAUACCACUAUCAAAAUGAAAUGUCAUUUGAGUAAGAGGAGGUUAGCUUCUAAGCACUAAACUGACUUCCGUGUCUUAUGGUGGUCAGUACAGGACGUAUUAAACUUUUGAAAGCAAUACUGAUUUAAACUAAUUGCCAGAAGCGGCAGUCUGGCUGGCUUGCUUCAUUGCAGCUGGUUGCUUUAAGUACAGUUAGACGAGAGGGGCAUUCCCCCUGCAUUUCCUCAUAGGUGUUAAAAUGCUCAAACCUGUGGGUUUUCAGUAGCUGACUUUGGAGGUACACAUUAAUCCCUCGUCAUUGAAAUUUUUACUUUUAAUAUGUUUGUUCCAUAGAAGCAUCUUUCUUCUUAUUUCCCAGAUUUGAUUACUUUUCUUUCAUUCUUAACUUUACCUUUGAAUUGCUGAUCUUUCCCUUUUGUCUUUGGGUAUGUUACCCCUCUGUUCAGAAGUCUGCUUAGAUCUUUAUUUUUGAAUACAGGAAAAGCGUCUGAGUAUAUCGAAUCAAAGAGACUGAACAAAUUGCUCUGAUUCAAUAAUCCCAGGUGUCUUUCCAUUUGUGAAUACUUUCGAUUGUAAAAGUUUCAUUUUUGACCAGUUCCUCAACAUGUUCAUAAAAUUUUUCAGAAGUUCUUUUUUUAUUAUUAUGAAAGGGUUGAAAUGCAGAUAAAAACACAUUUCUACUGUCAGCUAAAGUAGCUUCCAUCAGUUUUCCAAGGUUUUUUGUAAUACUUCUUUCCACAUCUUUUCUGUUUCAGAAAUUCCUGAUUGGAGAAUGUUGAUCUUAUCUUGUUUAUGCCCAGUUUCUUUAUUAUAUGUUUCGUUCCUUUGCAGUUCCAAAUGUCUCUGCUCUACCUUUGAGCAGCUUUUGAAUGUAUUGCCUUGUAGCUCAAACCAACUAGGAGGAAUAAGUAGGGCAGGCAUAGGGAAUCUGACCCUCCCAAUGUGCUUGGACUCGACUCCCAUCCUCCUCACGGAUGGCCAUUGGGAGCCCAGAGGUAUCUGGAUGACCACAUGUUUCUCAACCCUAUAAGAGAGGCUUAGCACAAAGCUGUAUGUGUGCAAUGUCUCGCUGUGCCUGUUUUGGUUCCAGUUUCUCUAUCUGUAUGAACAGUUUCUGAAGUCAGACGACACUUUCCUCAGUUACAAAAGAUUCUGUUUAUGCUGCUCCAUAAAUUGCUGGAAGAUGCGAACAGUCAGAAUUACUUCAAUAUGAUUUCUGCUGCAGACUAAAACAACUGGAGACUUUUUCUGAUUUCAUUUUUUAUGGAUUUUAGUCCUGGGUUGAAGAUUGAAUUCUUAAUUUCAGUAUCUCCAUCUGCCCCUUAAUUUUUAAAGGGUAACUUUACAUCGUGGUCCCUUACUCUGGAUGGGGCACUAGCCCAGUAUAUGAGUUUAAAGUUUCCAAAGGAUUAACUUUUGUAGGUUUCCUAAUAAAACAAUACAUCCACCAUCACUAGGCAUUUGGGGUGAAAUCCAUAUUGACCAUUGUAUGGGAAAUUGAACUAUUUGAAGAUAGCAACUAUAAGGCAGAGCAUGGCUUUUUGCAAGCUGAAGCUUGUAUAUGCACUUUUGGCUUCCAGUCAGAUCAACUGUGAUUAAAAAAGUAUAUUGUUGAAAAUCUGAGCUACAAAUGCAGGCAGCCAAACAGCAAUCAAAGUGAUGUCUGAAGACGUGGACAGAUUAAUUUUCAUGCUUUUGACUGUAGCCAUUCUUCAUUUUCUGCCUAUGCACUUUCAAGAGGGAUGAGCUUGGCACUGAAUAUCUCUUCAUCCCUCCCUUUGUAUUCAGUCACAACACUGGAUUAUAAACUUCUCAGGUAAUCAAACAGGGGUUGAUUCUAAGCAAGUCAUACUUGGGAGUAGACCUCUUGUAAUCAAUGACUAAGGACUCUUGAUUGUUGUGGGCCUGCUCUUAGUAUGACAUCAUUAGAUAUCACCCAUGGAUCUUGACGUUUCCUGAAUGGUGCAUUCUUAAUUGCUCUUGAUACUGUGCAAUCUCAUUUGCAAACACCAAAGAAUAGAAACAGCUAACUACACACUACAUGGAGUGUGGUGCUUGUUGAAUAGAUUUGUCGAUCAUCUUGUAUAGUGCUAAUUCUCUUGAUGAAAUCCUCUGGCUGAUGCUGUCACCUUGCCUCAACUAGGUCAAUGAUUACAGGUGAUUGAAAGGGGAGGAACUGUUGUCUACCAUAUCUAAAAUCUAACUUCUUGUGUGUAAAACCAGCAUUUAGAUGCUUGGGCAUCUUUUUAAAGCUAGUAUAUCUCAUUUAAAUGAACCAAAUUGCUUUUUAAAAACUUUAUUUUAAGAGGCUUAAUGUCUCUUUGCUCCUGCUGGAGCCAUAAGCACACAGGAUCAUACUUUUGGGAACAAGUAUUUUAUUGAAAUACAGUUUUACUGUGUACUAGAAAAUGUUUAUUCCUGAUGGUUAUAUGGUCCCAAAGUACAGUGGACAUUUGUGUUUAAUACAUAUUCAGUAGGAAUGGAUCUAGUAAGAAAUAGUGUUGACCGUUUUAAUAGAAAUAGUACAGGACCAGCUUCCAGCAGAUUGUGACAAUCUUCUAGUUUAUAACCUGACCUAAAAUUUCCAGGGACCACAGGGCUGUAGCUGGCAACACAAUGUGCCACAUGCAAGAGGGAGUAUUCUCACUGGGCCCAAAUCAGCUGACCAUUCUUCAUAUAAAGGUCUGCUCAGUUGUAUACAUUUUGAUGAGAUUUGGGCAAUACACAGAAAGGAUACCUUGCAAUCUGUGCCUUCUAAUGGGUAUCUGUGACUUACGCAAUCCUGACAUCGAAAUGCUGAAUGUUGUGAAAAGUGUGGUACACUGUGAGGGAUAUUUCCCCUUGUGCAAACAUUUGCUCAGUGCUUAAUGUUGAAGGAUCUGAAUGUAUAUUUAUAUUCUGCCUUGUUACUCUUGGUACUUAAUCCCAUUGGGUUUUUGUUUUUUUUACGAAGACCUUCAUCCUUGUGAAAUGUUAAAAAUAAAGUUAUUUAAACUUGUGA
This is a messenger RNA of Podarcis muralis (Common wall lizard), 5838 nucleotides long. It is a transcript of the gene RAB11FIP1, whose product is annotated as RAB11 family interacting protein 1. NCBI's taxonomy places the organism in Eukaryota, Metazoa, Chordata, Lepidosauria, Squamata, Lacertidae. Gene Ontology annotation, cellular component: intracellular membrane-bounded organelle. Gene Ontology annotation, molecular function: small GTPase binding. The record is from RefSeq and is a predicted model, not a curated record. Gene Ontology annotation, biological process: regulated exocytosis.